Bradysia coprophila is the source of this 878-nucleotide messenger RNA. Its product is annotated as uridine diphosphate glucose pyrophosphatase NUDT14-like. The record is from RefSeq and is a predicted model, not a curated record. Lineage: Eukaryota; Metazoa; Arthropoda; Insecta; Diptera; Sciaridae. Gene Ontology annotation, biological process: nucleoside phosphate metabolic process; ribose phosphate metabolic process. Gene Ontology annotation, molecular function: metal ion binding; UDP-sugar diphosphatase activity.
ACAGAGCGACCACCUUGCAAAUAAAAUCACUGAAUGACAUUUCGACUCUUCGUUAAACAUUCUAAAAGAAAGAACGUCCUGUCUACGCUAAUUCACUAACAACUACUGAGGACAAGCAGAAAAUAUUAGAAAAAUUACGAAAUGGAAAACGUUACAGAUGUGUGGUACGGCCCAUUACCGGCUGGUUCACCGUAUGUCAAGCCACUGCGGUUGCACUAUGUUCGAAAUGGUGUCGAAAAGUUUUGGGAUUUAGUUGAUGUACAGGACAGUGUUUGCAUCAUAAUUUACAAUAAAACGACAAACAAACUAGUCUUCGUGAAGCAAUUUCGACCAGCUGUGUACUAUGGAGUCAUCAAGGAAAUGGGUUGCAAACACGACGACAAAAUCGAAUUAGAAAAGUAUCCGGCUAAAUUGGGAAUUACUCUGGAACUGUGUGCAGGAACAGUCGACAAAAAUUUGCCAUUAAACGAAAUUGCGAGGGAGGAGGUGUUGGAAGAGUGUGGCUUCAACGUACCGGUAGAUAGAUUAGAGACAGUGAUGACCCACAAGUCUGGCGUUGGUGCGAGUGGUGCAAAUAUGACUAUGUUCUAUUGUGAAGUCACUGAAGUUGAUAAAGUUAACAGUGGUGGAGGUGUCGAUGAUGAGAUCAUCGACGUCAUUGAACUGUCAAUGGAUGAGGUCAAAGAGAUGGUCAAACAGGGGGCCAAAAAUAUUAGUCCACCCGCUUGUCUACUGGGUAUACUGUGGUUUCUACAUAACAAAUGUCCGAAAUGAUAAAAUCGGCUCAUCAAAUUUUUAACUUUGUUAUGCAAUUUGUAUUGUAAUUUGAGUGAAAAAUAUGAAAUUAGAAGUUAUUGCGGUCCGAUGUUCGUUUCAGA